AUGACAGUACUCGUGUCCCCAGUGGCAGUGGUACCACAGCAAUCCAGUGAUGAUCCUGAACUGAGUCUCCAACUAGCAAGGAUUGAAUUGGAGAAUGAAAGACACAAGAGAGAGCUUAAAGACAAGGAGAAACAAAUAAAAGAUUAUGAAGAGGAAAUUAUUCUACUCAAAACACAAAUGAGUAGAAGUAAAGGAGGAGGAGGAAGAGGAAGAGGUUUACAUGUAGUAGUAGACCAAUCAGCUACACUAACACAUACUGUACAACUGGAGAAGGAGAAGGAGGAGCUAGUGAAAGAGAAAGAGGAACUAACGAAAGAGAAAGAGGAACUAACGAAAGAGAAGGAGGAGCUAUUAAAGGGUAAGGAGAAGCUAACAAAAGAAAAGGAGGUGCUGGAACAAAAACUGACUGUAGAGAAUGAAGAGUGGAAAAAGGAACUACUUGCAAAAAAUGAAGAGAUGGAGCAAGAAAGGAAGCGACUAAAGAAGGAAACUGAGGUUACAGUGGCUGAGGAAAAAAAUCAACUGAAAGAGAAGCUAACAAGAGAAAAGGAGGCACUGGAAAAGGAGCUUAAUGAAGAAAAGGAGGAGCUUAAGAAAGAAAACUUAGAAAAGGAGAAGCUGAUAAAAGAAAAAGAAGCGGCUAAGGAGGCACUUACAAAUGAGAAGGAGGAGCUAUUGAAGGAGAAGGUUGCACUACAGGAGAAGCUUGAUAAAGAUGAAGAUAGAAUUACCGAAUUGACGCAAUUACUGGAGAAGGAAGAGGAAGAAAAGAGGAAAGCAGUGGAACAUACGGCUGAGUUGGAAGAGAAGUAUACCAAAGAGCUGGAGGGAAUUAAACAACAGCUAAACACAGAAAUAGCUAAGAACCAGCUGGAGAUGAACUAUCAUGAAAAAUAUGAGGCCCAAGAAAAGCAAUACAAAAAAGAAAUGGAUAAAAAAGUGGAACAGCUUCUUGAGGGGACAGCAGAGGAGAAAAAAAAGGAUGAAGCAGUAUUGAAAGAAAUGGAAGAAUUAAAGAAUCAAGUCAAAAUGAGAACACAGGAAAUUGAAACACUGGAGAAAAAUCUUAAAGCUCAGUUGGAGGAAAAAAGUAUUGCUUAUAUUAAGUUAGAGGAAGAUUUUGAAAAGAAAGUGAGUGAGAGAGUCAGAGAAGCAGUUGAUCAACAUAUGCGUAAUGAACGAAAGCCUCAAGUAGCUGCCUUUGGAGCUCGUAUAGAAGGGAGCGAAAUUCAACUGAAGGCACAAUAUGAAGCUAGAGAGAAGCAACUUCAAAAUGAGCUUGAAGAAUUGAGCAAAAAAUUGAAACAAAAAGAAGAUGAUGAGAAUAAUUUACGAGGUGAACUAGCUAUUUUACAAGAGAAGGUUGAAGCUGGUGAUGGCGCUUCUGCUAAUAAUAGUUUAUCAGAAGAAGAUAAGAUGAAAAAAGAGCUUGAAACCAGAGUGAGAGAGCUUGAGGAUCAAAUGGCUAAAGUCGAAGGUGACAAAAGGCUACUAGUGAAAGCCCAAGAAACACUUCAAAAUAAUUUGAGAGUAGCUGAAGUCCAAUUAAAAGAUAGAGAUAAAACUAUUCAAAAUUUAACAGGGGACCUUGAAUAUUGCAAAGCACUAAACAAAGAAUCAGAAAAAUUGAAAGAUACACUAAAGCACCUUGAAGAAGAAAUGGCUAGCACAAAAAAAACUGUUGAAGAAUUAAGUGGUGAACUGAGUAAUAAAUUGCAAGAAACUGAAGAGUUGAAUGACUCGUUGGAAGAAAAGGAGCAAGAGAUAGUGAGGUUAACCACAACAGCUCAAUUAGCUUCAAAAGAGAAGGAACAAACCGUAAGGCAACUAAGAGAACAGCUUGAUGAGGCUGUAAAGAAAUUCAACAAACAAAAACUACAACUUAAAGAAUUAGUGGAGAAAAUGCAAGCAAAGGAAGCAGAGAAUGCAAUUUACAAACAAGACUUUGAAACUGAAAGGAAUGACAGGCAAAGAAUACAUGAAGAAUAUGAGGAACUGAAAACAAAAGCUGAAGAAGCAAGGAAACAAAAUAAAAUUGAUAAAGAAGCACUGGCUAACCUAGGGGAGGUAAUAAAAGCUCAAGAUGAAGAGAUACGAGUUCUGAAAACACAGCUUAAUGCUUACAGUCGUAAAAAUGAUCAGAAUCAAGACGAAGAAAUUCAAAUACUUACUGCUCAAGUCAAUGCUUACAGUCGGGAGGUGGACAAACAAAAAGGUCUCUUGACCCAGAGUCAAGAGAAACAUAAAAAUGAGGUAUGUACAUGCACUAUAUAUAUUACCAAGAGUCAUU
Messenger RNA from Amphimedon queenslandica, 2290 nucleotides. RefSeq names its product trichohyalin-like. The record is from RefSeq and is a predicted model, not a curated record. The annotation marks the transcript as partial. The transcript is spliced from 8 exons. Lineage: Eukaryota; Metazoa; Porifera; Demospongiae; Haplosclerida; Niphatidae.